Messenger RNA from Penicillium paradoxum, 1800 nucleotides. RefSeq names its product flavin-containing monooxygenase. NCBI's taxonomy places the organism in Eukaryota, Fungi, Ascomycota, Eurotiomycetes, Eurotiales, Aspergillaceae. Gene Ontology annotation, molecular function: monooxygenase activity; flavin adenine dinucleotide binding. Bases 1 to 1800 code for a protein of 599 amino acids. The transcript is spliced from 3 exons. The record is from RefSeq and is a predicted model, not a curated record.
AUGGGAGAUUCUGCCGAAAUACCAUCGCGAGAGCGAGUAGUGCCGGGUUCAUACAACGUCCCGUUCGGUGAAUUCCCCAAGUCCAUGUCAGAAUCCCCGUCGCUGGAGGUAGACAGCAUUGCGGACGGAAUCAUUGAGCAACUGAACAAAGGCCUGGCAGCCAGGGACAAGGCAGCGGUUUCAUCACUUUUCCUAGACAAUUGCUAUUGGCGCGACCACCUGUGCUAUUCGUGGGACUACCAUACUCGCGAGGGGCCUCAAGCCGUCUCUGCUUUCGUCACGGAGGCGCCACCUAGCAAAAUUGAGAUUGACCGAUCAUCUCCCUUCAAGUCACCGCAUAAAGGUGCUAUUGAUGGGUUUGGUGAUGUCCUCGGCAUUGAGUUCUUUUUCAAGGUCACCACCGAGAAUGGGCACGGAAACGGUGUAAUGCGAUUGGCAGAGGAUGAUGGGAACUGGAAGAUCUUCACCGUCUUCACUUCUUUGGUUGACCUGAAAGGACACGAGGAAAAGAAGGAAAGGCCGUUUGGUGUCCGGCAUGGCGAGCAGCAAGGCAGAAAGAACUGGAAAGAUCGACGUACCGAUGAAAUCAACUUUGUAGACAAGGACCCGGCGGUUCUGAUAGUUGGUGCUGGUCAGGGUGGCUUGGUUGCCGCUGCACGCCUCAAGAUGCUUAAGGUCGAUACUCUCAUCAUCGACAGAGAAACGAGAGUCGGAGAUAACUGGCGCCAGCGAUAUCACCAGCUCGUCCUCCACGACCCAGUGUGGUACGAUCAUAUGCCCUACCUACCUUUCCCGCCCGACUGGCCAGUAUACACACCAAAGGAUAAGCUGGCAGAUUUCUUCGAGACCUACGUCAAAUUCCGAGAACUCAACGUUUGGACCCAGACUGAGAUCAAAUCAUCUUCUUGGGAUGAAGGCAAGAAGGAAUGGACAGUUGUUCUCGAGCGCCAGACCGAGAACGGAACUGAGACGCGCACCCUGCACCCACGCCACGUCAUUCAAGCUACCGGUCACUCUGGCAAGAAGAAUUUGCCCACUUUCGAGGGAAUGGAAAACUUCAAGGGAGAUCGCAUGUGCCACAGCUCAGAAUUCUCGGGCGCGAAUUCCGAGUCAAAGGGUAAAAAGGCGGUUGUCGUUGGAUCUUGUAACUCAGCCCACGAUAUUUCCCAAGACUUCGUCGAAAAAGGAUACGAUGUCACCAUGGUGCAACGAAGCUCUACAUGUGUAUUGAGCUCUGACAGCACCCUGAAAAUCAGCUUCAAAGGGCUUUAUGAUGAGACCGGUCCCCCAACCGAAGACGCCGAUCUUUAUCUGUGGAGUAUCCCAACGCACCCUCGAAGGGCUGAAAAAGUCGGCUUCAAGGUCGACAAUGGACCAUCAGAGAGUGGUCUUUUGAUGAAGUAUUUCCAGCGCGGAGGUGGAUAUUACAUUGACGUCGGCGGCAGUCAGCUUAUCAUCGAUGGAAAGGUGAAGGUGAAGCAGGGUCAGGAGAUCAGCGAGAUUCUUCCCCAUGGACUCCGAUUUGCAGAUGGCACGGAGCUUCCCGCCGAUGAAAUUGUGUUUGCGACUGGAUACCAGAACAUGAGGACCGAGACUCGGGUGAUUUUCGGCGACGAAGUUGCUGAUCGCGUGGGCGAUAUCUGGGGCCUUGACCAGGAAGGUGAAAUGCGGACUAUCUGGCGCCGAAGUGGCCACCCUGGAUUCUGGUUCAUGGGUGGAAACUUGGCUCUCAGCAGAUACUACUCGCGUCUGCUGGCAUUGCAGAUCAAAGCCGUCGAAGAAGGGAUGAACACCUGGUAG